This is a messenger RNA of Alligator sinensis (Chinese alligator), 1436 nucleotides long. RefSeq names its product flap structure-specific endonuclease 1 (gene FEN1). Lineage: Eukaryota; Metazoa; Chordata; Crocodylia; Alligatoridae. The record is from RefSeq and is a predicted model, not a curated record. Gene Ontology annotation, cellular component: nucleus. Gene Ontology annotation, molecular function: RNA-DNA hybrid ribonuclease activity; manganese ion binding; 5'-flap endonuclease activity. Bases 23 to 1171 code for a protein of 382 amino acids. The transcript has a single exon.
UUCCCUAUUUCUUGUUGCCAGGAUGGGAAUCCAUGGCCUGGCCAAGCUGAUUGCAGACGUGGUUCCCAGUGCCAUCCGGGAGAAUGACAUCAAGAGUUACUUCGGGCGGAAGGUGGCCAUUGACGCCUCCAUGAGCAUCUACCAGUUCUUGAUUGCCGUGCGCCAGGGGGCUGAUGUGCUGCACAACGAGGAGGGCGAGACUACCAGCCACCUGAUGGGCAUGUUCUAUCGCACCAUCCGCAUGGUGGAGAACGGCAUCAAGCCGGUCUACGUCUUUGAUGGCAAGCCCCCCCAGCUGAAGUCAGGGGAACUGGCCAAGCGGAGUGAGCGCCGUGCUGAGGCAGAGAAGCAGCUGCAGGAGGCCCAGGAGGCAGGUGAGGAGGAGAACGUUGAGAAGUUCAGCAAGAGAUUGGUCAAGGUAACCAAGCAGCAUAAUGAUGAGUGCAAGAAGCUGCUGUCAUUGAUGGGCAUCCCUUAUGUGGAAGCACCGGGCGAGGCUGAAGCCAGCUGUGCCACCUUGGUGAAAGCUGGCAAAGUCUAUGCAGCUGCCACUGAGGAUAUGGACUGCCUGACCUUUGGCAGUCCAGUGCUCAUGCGACACCUCACAGCUAGCGAGGCCAAGAAACUGCCUAUCCAAGAAUUCCACCUGAACCGCAUCCUGCAGGAGCUGGACCUGACGUGGGAGCAGUUUGUGGACCUGUGCAUUCUCCUGGGCUGUGACUACUGUGAAAGCAUCCGUGGUAUUGGGCCCAAGCGUGCCAUUGAGCUCAUCAAGCAACAUAAAACCAUUGAGAAGAUCAUGGAGCACAUAGACACCAAGAAGUACCCUCUUCCUGAGAACUGGCUGCACAAGGAAGCCCAACACCUCUUUUUGCAGCCUGAUGUGGUAGACCCUGAGGCUGUGGAGUUAAAGUGGGGUGAGCCUGAUGAAGAUGGUCUUGUCCAGUUUAUGUGUGGGGAGAAGCAGUUCAAUGAAGAACGGAUCCGCAAUGGGAUCAAGAGGUUAAGCAAGAGCCGCCAAGGUAGCACUCAGGGCCGAUUGGAUGACUUCUUCAAGGUGACUGGCUCCAUUACUUCAGCUAAGCGAAAGGAGCCAGAGCCCAAGGGACCAACCAAGAAGAAAGCAAAGGGCAAUGCUGCAGUUGCAGCAAAGUUCAGAAGGGGGAAAUAGUUGGACUUUCCAAAACUCUGCUUGCUCUUUUCUGCUUCCACGUUCUCCACAAGUUUUAAAUUUGGUAGAAAAUCCUUGUGUGUGUUGCUCUAAAUGAUGCCCUGCCAGCGGGAAGGGGGGAGGAGGGGGUGGGGAUUGAUGAUGCCUAUGCUUCUGUUCCUGUACAUAGUGAUUCCCCAUCAGGACUAGAUUAGCAAAUUAGAUAAGAGUCCUCUAACAAGCAACAGUGUGGCCACAAUUCUGAUGGAAGGGUGGAUUUAAAAAA